Molecule: messenger RNA, 1605 nt
Organism: Ramularia collo-cygni
Lineage: Eukaryota; Fungi; Ascomycota; Dothideomycetes; Mycosphaerellales; Mycosphaerellaceae
Product: probable aldehyde dehydrogenase
Exons: 3
Coding region: 1-1605 (534 amino acids)
Molecular function (GO): oxidoreductase activity, acting on the aldehyde or oxo group of donors, NAD or NADP as acceptor
Source: RefSeq, a predicted model, not a curated record
AUGCUCCCUCGCCUUUCUGCUCUCCUCCUCUCCAAAGGCCCAAGACUGCCGUUUCCCUCCAUCACAUCCAUCCCCAAGCUGCGUGUAGCUGCAUCCUCUCGCAGCAUGUCGGAUCUUAGUGUCGAGCUCACUGCUCCCAAUGGCAGGAAAUAUACACAGCCCGUGGGACUCUUCAUCAACAAUGAGUGGGUGGCAUCCAGCAAAGGCGACAAGAUCGUAUCCAUCAACCCUACAGACGAAUCCGAGAUUACAUCUGUACACGCCGCAGAGGUUGAAGAUGUGGACAAGGCGGUUGCGGCAGCAAGAGCAGCUUUCAAAGGAGAGUGGAGAGACAUGGAUUCGUCGCAAAGAGGAGAAUUGAUGUACAAGCUCGCAAGUCUGGUUGAACAGAACAAGGAGCUGCUCGCUACGAUUGAGACUUUCGAUAACGGCAAGCCAUAUUCCGUUGCUCUCAAUGAGGAUCUUUCCGAAGUGACCGGUUGCUUGAAGUACUACGCCGGCUGGGCGGACAAAAUCCAUGGCCAAGUCAUUGACACCUCCCCUGCGAAAUUGGCUUAUACAAUUAGAGAGCCAAUAGGCGUCUGCGGACAGAUCAUCCCAUGGAACUAUCCUUUGGCCAUGGCUGCGUGGAAACUCGGGCCUGCGAUUGCAUGCGGGAACACUGUCGUACUCAAGGCCGCCGAGCAAACUCCUCUCUCAAUCCUAGUAUUCGCCAACUUGGUCAAGGAGGCAGGCUUCCCACCAGGCGUUAUCAACAUUAUAAAUGGCCAUGGCAGAGUCGCUGGCUCAGCUCUGGUGCAGCACCCGGGGGUGGACAAAAUAGMCUUUACUGGAUCCACUGGCACGGGACGUGAGAUUAUGAAGAUGGCGGCCGUCAACCUCAAGAACAUCACGCUCGAAACCGGCGGCAAGAGUCCACUGCUCGUGUUUGAUGAUUGCGAUCUCGAGCAAGCGGUGAGGUGGUCUCAUAUUGGCAUCAUGUCGAACCAAGGCCAGAUCUGCACAGCUACGAGCCGUAUUCUAGUCCAAGAAGGAAUAUAUGAGAAGUUCAUCGAAGCCUUCAAGAAGCAAGUCGCCGAGACCUCAAAGGUCGGCGAUCCUUUCUCGGACGAAACCUUCCAAGGACCUCAGGUCACCAGGGCUCAAUACGAACGAGUUCUGUCCUACAUCGAAGCUGGAAAGGCGGAAGGCGCAACACUUGCCAUGGGAGGCGAGGCGUACAAGAACGUCGGUACCGGAAAGGGUUUCUUCGUCACCCCAACCGUCUUCACAGACGUCAACGAUAGUAUGAAGAUCUUCCGCGAGGAAGUCUUUGGGCCGUUCGUGGUGGUGGUGACAUUCAAGACCGAGGAAGAAGCUCUUGAGCUCGCGAACAACACCACUUACGGGCUUGGGUCUGCAGUAUUCACAAAGGAUAUCGUCAAGGCUCAUAGGAUCGCGAGGAAGAUUGAGGCCGGCAUGGUCUGGAUCAAUUCGAGUCAGGACUCGGAUGUCAGGAUCCCAUUCGGUGGUGUGAAGCAGUCUGGUAUUGGGAGGGAGCUAGGUGAGGCGGGUUUGGAGAGCUACACGAACCGCAAGGCGGUGCAUGUCAAUCUGGGGGCUUGA